GGACUCUAAAACAUUUAUGACAAAAUAAUUCAGAAAUAAAUUUAGCACCCAUCUAUGUUUUAUUUCAAAUCAUUCUUUGUUCUUCACUGUCUCAUCAGUUCAAGGGUCAAUAAUCCAUUUUGACUUUCUGAAGGAGGGUUUUGCUCAGAGCUCGUGAAGGGGCUUCACCUUCAUCAAGGCUCACUUGUGGGUUAUAAAUAUUAAUAAUUGUUACUUAAUUUGCAUAACACCUGUUGUCUGUGGCUUUGAGUCAACAGUCUUCUUAAGCACCACAUUUGAAUUUCAUUAGAGCUUUUGUUCUGACGAAGAACUGCACAAUGUGACCCGUGACAUACAGUUUAAUGAGUGGCAGCCAACUUAUCAAGAACAUGAAAGACAUUAUUGUUGCUAAAUGAGUGCUGCUAACAAGUGCUUUGACCCUGCAUUAUUAAUUGUAUUAGCUACAUUAACAAAAUUGUUCUAAAUAGGAAUUGUGAUAAUAUUAAGGGUGAUGAGUCUCAUAAAACCACCUGAGAGGGACUUUUAGUUGUAAUUGUCUUGCUAUAUUACAACUGUGUUACGGUCGUACCUACAUUCUCACGAGAAAGGUUGUUUUUCCUGGCCUGUCUUCAGCUUUGUGUAGUUAGGUUAUAUUUAGUGUGCUUGGUGAGAGAACAGCUCUCAGAGCACAGUUGGCAAGCUUACAUUAAACAAACUGGACGUGUUCUCGUGGCUUUUUCUGCAAGAUCAUUCCCCCUUCGUCGGUAUGCGUCUCUUUCAGCUGGAUCCAACAAGAUUUAUGAGCACAUAGUACCGAAUAGAACCAAACUAGCUCUCCAUUCAAAAAAUUAAAACAUCGCACGACUGAGUUGCGCGCAGGUUUCCUCAGGAGUAAGAUGGACAUAGUUAAGGGUCACGUGUAACAGAUGUUUUCAUUCACUUUUAAAUAUGAUGUUGCGCGAUUUUGAUUGAGACCGCUUACAUUUAAAUUUGUGUCUGUUUUUAUGUUGCUUUUGUAAUAGAAGCUUUGUGAUCAUUCCUGAUAAAAGCAGUACAGUAGUCCCCACCGGCUGGUGACACAUUGGCAGCCAGUGCGUCCAUGCGUAGCUCAGGCAGGGAGGAUGCUAGUGUUCAGAGAGACAACCAGUUGCUCCCCAGCUGUCACAGUAAAAGUGGAGCCUCCCUAACGCACUGACGGAUGAACAACCUCGACCUGUUGCCUCUGCGAGAAAAAAAAUCUAAACCUGCAUUUUGACGGCUGCCAGGGAAGAAAGAAGUUGAUUUUUCUGCUCUGGUGGGAGGUCGAAGUCGAUGCCAUGAGGUGUAUCAAUGUUUUCGUUUUUUAUCAACGUUUUGAAUAGCAGAAGGAAACGGAGCAGAGUUAGUUUUUGGGGGGUCUACCUCCUCUGUGUGGAGGUGCAUUUGUCGGUGAAUUCUUCUGUCUCUGGGCUCUGAGGAGGACGACCAUGGUCGAACUGGAGAAAGAGGUGCUCCCGCUGCCCCCUCGGUACCGGUUCCGAGACCUGUUGCUCGGGGACUGGCAAACCGACGACAGGGUGCAGGUAGAAUUCUUUGUGAAUGAGAACACUUUCAAGGAGCGCCUCAAGCUGUUCUUCAUCAAAAACCAAAGAUCCAGUCUGCGUGUGCGAAUGUUCAACUUUGCUCUAAAAGUGCUGAGCUGCCUCCUCUACAUUGUCAGAGUCUUGUUGGACAACCCUCAAGAGGGAAGACAGGACUGCAUGAGUGGAGUGAAUUGCACCAAACAAAACACAUCAUCCCGCCCUUGGAGUGAGUUUGAUUGGAAACUGAUCAUCUGGGUGGAUAGACCUCUCCCGCUGUGGUCACUGCAGGUGCUUGUGGCUUUCAUCAGCUUUUCAGAAACUAUGUUGCUCGUAUAUCUCAGCUACAAGGGUAACGUUUGGGAGCAAGUCUUACGUGUCCCCUUCAUUCUGGAGAUGAUCAGCGCCAUUCCCUUCAUGAUCACUGUGAUUCUGCCCUCCUUCAGAAAUCUCUUCAUCCCUGUAUUUCUCAAUUGCUGGCUGGCCAAACACGCUUUGGAGAACAUGAUAAAUGAUCUCCACAGGGCAAUCCAGCGGACGCACUCAGCCAUGUUUAACCAGGUGGUAAUACUCAUCAGCACGCUGGUCUGUCUCAUGUUUACGUGCAUCUGCGGUAUCCAACACCUCGAGCGAGCGGGGAACAACCUGACCCUGUUUGACUCGCUCUACUUCUGCGUGGUCACUUUCUCCACGGUGGGCUUCGGAGACGUCACCCCUCAAAUCUGGCCUUCGCAGCUCUUGGUUGUCAUCAUGAUCUUUGUGGCGCUCAUUGUUCUUCCAAUCCAGUUUGAGCAGCUGGCCUUUCUGUGGAUGGAGCGGCAGAAAUCCGGGGGAAACUACAGCCGCUAUAGGGCGCAGACGGAGAAACAUGUGGUGCUGUGUGUCAGCUGCCUCAAGAUCGACCUCCUCAUGGACUUCCUCAAUGAGUUCUUCGCACACCCUCGGCUGCAGGACUACUAUGUGGUGAUCCUUUGCCCUGCAGAGAUGGAUGUUCAGGUGAGGAGGGUUCUUCAUGUGCCUCUGUGGGCCCAGAGAGUCAUCUAUCUGCAGGGAUCUGCCCUCAAAGACCAAGACCUGAUGAGGGCCAAGAUGGACGAUGCUGAGGCCUGCUUUAUCCUCAGCAACCGGUUUGAAGUGGACCGCAUUGCUGCUGAUCAUCAGACCAUCCUGCGUGCCUGGGCCGUGAAAGACUUUGCUCCAAAUUGCCCGCUGUAUGUCCAGAUUCUGAAGCCAGAGAACAAGUUUCACGUCAAAUUUGCAGAUCAUGUGGUGUGUGAAGAGGAGUUUAAGUAUGCCAUGCUGGCUUUAAACUGUGUGUGUCCUGGUACCUCAACACUCAUCACUCUAUUGAUCCACUCCUCUAGAGGACAAACUGCACCCCAAGAGGCCUUCAAACAACGUGUAGGUGCCUUUCAAGCCCUCAACAGGGAGGGCGGUGCAUGUUCAGCCGACCAAUGGCACAGGACCUACCGACGCUGCUCAGCCAAUGAAGUGCAUCACAUCCGCUUGGAGGAAAGUAAAUUCUUUGGGGAAUACCAGGGCAAGAGUUUCACCUUUGCGUCCUUUCAUGCUCACAAAAAGUAUGGAGUUUGUUUGAUCGGAGUACGCAGGUUGGACACCACCAAUAUCCUGCUGAACCCUGGCCCCUGCCACAUCAUGGGGGCCUCUGACACGUGCUUUUACAUCAACAUCUCCAAAGAGGAGAACUCAGCAUUCGUCAGGGGCCAGAGGGAGCCAUCGUGGGGCGGCACGGGAGGAAAUGCCAGGGGAGUACAGCAAACCAUUUACCACGGACUCACUCGCCUGCCAGUCCACAGUAUCAUCGCCAGCAUGGGCACAGUGGCCAUCGACCUGCAGGACUCCAGUGACAGCAGCCCAGAAGGCCAGGACCCAGGGAGCACCGGGCUUAACAGUGCACGUGGAAGCAGGAGCAGCUCCAGGACAGAGAUGGGGGGUGGAAACACUUUGGCCCUGCCUGUGAUGGGAGAGACAGCCGAGGAGAGGCGGCACAGCAUUGCCCCCGUCCUGGAGCUGGUGGAUGGCGUCACCAACCCCGCCUUUGACCUGCUGGGAGACCAGUCUGAGGACGAGGGAGGAGAAGAGGGGAAGGAGGACAGUGACAAGGACGAGAGCGCCCACUGGUGGGGUCGACACUGCGAGUGGGUGAAGGGAUACCCGCUGAACUCUCCAUAUAUUGGCAGCUCACCUACUCUCUGCCACCUUCUGCAAGAAAAGAUGCCUUUCUGCUGCCUGCGCAUGGAUAAGGCUUGUCACCACACCCUUUUCGAGGAUGCUCGCUCCUAUGGGUUCAAAAACAAAUUGAUUAUCGUGUCUGCAGAGAGUGCAGGAAAUGGUCUGUACAACUUUAUUGUGCCACUAAGGGCCUACUACCGACCCAGGAAGGAGCUCAACCCCAUCGUGCUGCUGCUGGAGAGCAUACCUGAAGCGGACUUCCUGGAGGCAAUCUGUUGGUUCCCCAUGGUGUUCUACACAGUGGGCUCUAUCGACAAUCUGGACAGUUUGCUGCGAUGUGGAGUCACUUUCGCUGACACCAUGGUGGUUGUUGACAAGGAGAGCUCCAUGAUUGCAGAGGAGGAUUACAUGGCAGAUGCAAAGACUAUUGUGAAUGUGCAGACCCUCUUCAGACUGUUUCCAGCUCUUAGUAUCAUCACAGAGCUCACCCACCCAGCAAAUAUGCGCUUUAUGCAGUUCAAAGUCAAAGAUCACUACUCUCUGGCUCUGUCCAAACUGGAGAAGAAGGAAAGGGAAAAGGGAUCCAACUUGGUGUUCAUGUUCCGCCUGCCCUUCGCAGCAGGGAAAGUCUUCAGUGUCAGCAUGCUGGACACUCUCCUCUAUCAGUCAUUUGUGAAGGACUACAUGAUCUCCAUCACCAGGCUGCUGCUGGGUUUAGACUCCAUGCCUGGCUCAGGUUUCCUCUGUGCUAUGAAAAUCACAGAGGAUGACCUGUGGAUCCGUACCUACGGCAGACUCUACCAGAAACUGUGCUCCUCCAGCGGAGACAUUCCCAUCGGCAUCUACAGGACAGAGGCACAUAAGCUUCCGGUCUCUGAGUCCCAGGUAUCCAUCACAGUGGAAGACUACGAGGACACACGGGAACCCAGGGAGCCCCUGCUGUCCCGGUCUGGUGCCCACCGUAACUCCACCUCCUCAGAGCCCAUCUCCACCUCUUCCCAUUCCUCAGACCACCCGCUGCUCAGGAGGAAGAGCAUGCAGUGGGCACGGCGGCUGAGCAGGAAGGGGGGUCGGGGCUCUAAUGCAGCGAAGGGGGGUCCGGGCAGUGCAGCAGAAAGGAUCAGCCAGCAGAGACUGACCCUGUUCAGACGCUCGGAGAGGCAAGAACUCAAUGCUCUCGUGCGGACAAGAAUGAAACACUUGGGCCUUUCUCCAACUGGAUUCAAUGGGAUGACAGACCAAGGGAACAGACUGUCUUAUAUCCUGAUCAACCCUUCUCCAGACACCAGACUAGAGCUGCAUGAUGUUGUAUACCUGAUCAGACCAGACCCCCUCUCUUUGGUACCAAAUCAGGGCGGCAAUAGGAAGUGUGGUGGCGGGCUAUCAGAGAGCCAUAGGUUUGAUACACAGGACAGCACCCAUCUGUGAGAGAAAACAAAAGACAAAUAUGACGUCAAAACACUGCCUGAGAAAAAGGACAAACCACAACAUCACACCCAUGAGACGCAGGCAGAGAUCAGGAUAUGGUGAAAUGGAAAUCUCUGUGAACUCAGAGGAGCCGGACAUGCAUAGACCUUUUCUAUAACACUGGGAAUGUUUUAUUUAUGCACCAUCCUAUUUACAAAGUAGAGAGCUGCAGACACAGAAGUGCAUUUACUGAAGAACUGUAUGUGUUUAUAUUUGUGUAUGUGCAUGUUAUGUACUGCAUCAUGUGUGUGCAGUGUGUAUGGUCGUGUGGAUGGAUGUGUAUGUGUGCUUAUGGAUCAAGAGCAAGACACUGCCAAUUUAAUCCGGACAGCCAAAGAAACCUGCUGCCAUAAUGAAGGCUGACUGAUGUUAUUUUUGUGUCCCUCCCUCUCUAUGUUGUUGGUGUGUUUGGCACACUAAGUGUUGUUUACUGUAUUUGAAAGGGGCUCUAUGGUUUACACAUCCUAUUAGGCUUUGUUUGUUUAUUAGUUUUAAGUCUUCAUAAAUCCUUUUUGGGGUUUUCUUUACUUGUUUUACACACCUUUACCAUUCGACUCACAUAUAUCACGCUCACCAGCAGUGGAAGGAUCCAAAGAGCCUCGACCUCAGUAAUGGACAUGAGUAGACACACCAUCAGUGCAGGGCAUACUGUCACAUUACAGUCUGGACUGUUUCAGAGUCUUUUUUGAUUUCUGUCCUGCUCUCUCUGCUUCUGUCAGUCCUGCCACCAGCUCACUUUUGCUGACAUGCAUGUUAGAGAUGUAGGGGAUGGACAAAAUCGCAGGAAAAUAUAUCUUCACACACUGCCAUCCAGUACGACACCCCUGCAACAAACACUACCUUUGUGAAGCUAAUAUUGUUGCCGUUUUCAGUAUGUCGUCUCAGUUUUGAAGCUGACUUACCAGCUUCACAAUCAAACAUAAUCUGUAUUUAUUGCACACUGCACUAAAUAUUCACUUUUUCAAGUCAUUAGUUUACUGAUUGAGAAUGAAGAACUAUGAUAUAAUUUAAUUUUCAAACCAGAAAAAUCUCUCAAAACACUAUUCCAGUGCAUUAAGACCCUUCUGCUUGUUUUUACAGACUAGACUUCCUUAUAGUAUAGAUAGUCAGUUAUUUCACACCUGACAUGACGUUUUAAUCUGCUAUAUUGAAGUAAAUUACUUGUUUGAGUUAAAUUCAUGCUGUUUGAUUACCAAGGAAUUUGCAAUUUGUACAUUUUUGUCUGAUAAUCUGAAUGUGCCAUUUCAUACAGAAAUGGUGCAGCCAUGUGGAAGGAUGUUAACCAGCAUCCCUGCCAACACAACUGCUGUAGCUUUAGUGCCAUUAUAACAGAUGAAAAUAUGUACAUAUUAAAGGAAGUCAUUAUAGU
Molecule: messenger RNA, 6567 nt
Organism: Notolabrus celidotus (New Zealand spotty)
Lineage: Eukaryota; Metazoa; Chordata; Actinopteri; Labriformes; Labridae
Gene: kcnt2b
Product: potassium channel subfamily T member 2
Exons: 30
Coding region: 1446-5159 (1237 amino acids)
Biological process (GO): potassium ion transport
Cellular component (GO): membrane
Molecular function (GO): intracellular sodium-activated potassium channel activity
Source: RefSeq, a predicted model, not a curated record